CCUGGAUUGUGUGGAGUGGAACAAUGCUGCGGAGGUCCAUUUAAGGAUAAUCCAUUCCACAAGCAUACUGCGUAAUUCUGUAAUAAUGGAUAAGGAUAAGAAACAGAAGACUGAGAAGAUCCUGGACCUUACUCUAGAAAUCAUCUACCUUCUUACUGGUGAGGAUUGUGUGGUUGUGAAGAAGCCUGGAGAUAAUGUCAUGUGGAGCAGUAUUCUCUGUGUGUUAGAAAGAUCCUACAAAACUCAGCCUCAUAGCACAGUGCCUUCACAUGAUAAAAACUAUGACCAGAAGAUCCUGGAUCUGUCCAAUCAGAUCAUCCACCUGCUGACUGGAGAGGUUCCUAUAAGGUGUGAGGAUGUCACUGUCUAUUUCUCAGUGGAGGAGUGGGAAUAUCUGGAAGGACACCAGGAUUUCUACAAGGAUAUGUUGAUGGAGAAUCACAAACUGGUCCACUCACUCGGUGAUAUAAAGGAAGAUAAAAGUGGCCUUUGUAGAAAUACAACACAGAAGACACUGGAAAACUCUGCACAAAAUGAUACAACACAGAAAAGACAGAGCAACACAAAUGCUGAAGUUUCAGCAUUAUAUGGAGAAGGCAACCUUACUGAUAUCUAUAGACCCACAGAACAUACACAGAUAGAGCAUCCAUUUACUCAUAUGAAAGAGGAACCAGCCUUAAGUGAAAAAGAAAAUGUCACAGACACUAUCAUUUAUACACCAACUGACUGUACACAGACAGAAUAUUCAUUCACUUAUAUUAAGAAGGAGCCAACCUCAACUGAACAAGAAAAUCUCAAAAACAUUGACAAUAAUACACCCACAGAACAUGAAGAGUCGGUGUAUAAAGCAACACGUAUUAAUGAGAAAUUAGUAAUGUGUGGAGAAGAAGGUUUUAGACAUGAUCACAAUUAUACUGAUACAGAAUGUACAUUUUCAUGGCCUGAACAUGCCAAUAGUAUUAGUCACAUGUCAAAUCAUACUCUGUAUCAGAGAAUAUUAACAGGAGAACAGCAAUUUCAAUGCUUUAUCUGUGGCAAAUAUUUUAAAUUAAAGAAUUCUCUUAUUAAAUGUGGGAAAAAUCCCUCAGGAAAAAUAAUAAUUAAAUGCAUUGAAUGUGCUUCAAGUGAAGAAGGUACUCUGAGAAACAGUGACAUUUAUACACCCACAGAACAUACACAGACAGAAUAUCCGUCUACUCAUAUUAAAGGUGAACCGGUGCCAUCAGAAGAAAGUAAGCUCAACGAAAAAGAUAUUUCUAUACCCACAGAAUAUUCACAGACAGAAUAUAGAUCUUCCUCAUGUGAAGAGGGAAAUAUUAUAGACAAUGACGUUUACACACCUACAGAACAUACACAGGCAUCGUAUAUAUGGAUGGUUAAGAAAGACGGGUUAAUGAAGACAUUUAACUCCAUAACAGCAAAGCAGGUAAGUGAGUAUCACUCAAGAUGUAACAAUGACUCUGCAAAUCAACAAACUACCCGCAUUACAAACAAACUGUAUACCUGCUCUGAGUGUCAGAAAUGUUUUACUAACAACAUAGAAUUUAUUAAACAUCAGAGGAGUCACACAGCAGAGAAACCAUUUUCUUGCUCUCAGUGUGGAAAAUGUUUUACACAUAAAUCAAGUUUUGUUAAACACCAAUGGAUCCAUAUGGGAAAGAAACAGUUCUCGUGUUCCGACUGUGAUAAAAGUUUUGUUUGUUCAUCUUAUCUUGCCAAACAUCAGAAGAUUCACUCAAGCGACAAACCAUUUUCUUGUUCUGAAUGUGGGAGAUGUUUUAGACGAUCUUCACAACUUGUUAUGCAUGAGAGAACACACACAGGAGAGAAACCAUUUUCUUGUUCUGAAUGUGGGAAAUGUUUUGCCGUUAAAUCAAAUCUUGUUACACAUCAGAAGAUUCACUCAGGUAUUAAACCGUACACAUGCCCUAAGUGUGGGAAAUGUUUUAAUUGUAAGGCAAGUCUUGUUAUACAUCAGGAUAUCCAUUCAGAAAAGAAACUGUAUACCUGUUCAGAGUGCGGGAAAAGUUUUGCUCAAAAAUCAACUCUUUUUAGACACAAGAAUAUUCACACAGAAAGAAAAUCGUUCCCGUGUUCUGUAUGUGGGAAAUGUUUUACACAGAAAUCAAGUCUCAAUUUACACCAGCGAAUUCACACAGGAGAGAAGCCAUUUUCUUGCUCUGAAUGUGGGAAAAGUUUUACUAAUCGACCAGAUCUUGUUAAACAUGAGAUGAUUCACACAGGAAAGAACCCAUUCCCAUGUUCUGAAUGUGGGGUAUGUUUUAAUCAUAAGUCGAGUCUUACUAAGCAUCAAAAAAUUCACACAGGAGAGAAACUACAAAGGAUCAGCAAAAUAACAGAAACUACUAAAACACAUGACAUGGGUUUUAAAUUCGGACUUACAUAAUGCAACUGAGACGCAUGGUUAUAUUCAGACUGAAGCCUCUGUGGCAAAGGGUGCUCUUAAUAAGAUUGUUAAUAUCAAAAUAUUUUUAGGUAUUUGUCCUAUUAUGUCCAUCUUGUGUGCAGAAUGAGGCAAUUGUUUUACCUGCUUCUUUCACUUUGAUCAGAAGACCACGUGAGGGGUCCAGAGCAAUGCAACAUGGACUACAACUGACAUGGAUUAUAACCGUUGUUCAGUCGGAGUCCAUGUUGCAUUGAUUUGUUAAUAUUAAUUAAUAUUAUUGUUAUUCUACCUGUUAUCAGAGAAGAAACAAUAAUUUGAGCUGUAAAACCAAAAAUAAUAAUAAUUGAAUGUAACACAAAUUGUUAUUUUGCCGUCUUUUCUAUUGUACAUGGAGCACCCUGGAGAAGGGAUCUGUGUAAGACGUGUAAAAUAAAUGCGGAUUCAAAUGUGCUAA
Pelobates fuscus (common spadefoot toad) is the source of this 2861-nucleotide messenger RNA. RefSeq names its product oocyte zinc finger protein XlCOF7.1-like. The coding region runs from base 86 to 2407 and encodes 773 amino acids. The transcript is spliced from 5 exons. Lineage: Eukaryota; Metazoa; Chordata; Amphibia; Anura; Pelobatidae. Gene Ontology annotation, biological process: regulation of DNA-templated transcription. Gene Ontology annotation, molecular function: RNA polymerase II cis-regulatory region sequence-specific DNA binding; DNA-binding transcription factor activity, RNA polymerase II-specific. The record is from RefSeq and is a predicted model, not a curated record.